Molecule: messenger RNA, 3144 nt
Organism: Daphnia carinata
Lineage: Eukaryota; Metazoa; Arthropoda; Branchiopoda; Diplostraca; Daphniidae
Gene: scalloped
Product: transcriptional enhancer factor TEF-1-like
Exons: 12
Coding region: 156-1832 (558 amino acids)
Biological process (GO): hippo signaling; embryonic organ development; regulation of transcription by RNA polymerase II
Cellular component (GO): transcription regulator complex
Molecular function (GO): RNA polymerase II cis-regulatory region sequence-specific DNA binding; DNA-binding transcription factor activity, RNA polymerase II-specific
Source: RefSeq, a predicted model, not a curated record
CUACAGUUGCUUUACUUAGUUGUUCCAGUGUAAAUGUGAAGAGCCAACGGAUUUUAUUUUUUUUUUGUCCAGUGAAGAUUGUGUGUGUGUGUGUGUGUGUUUGUGGGGGUUUGAAUUUUGAGAAAAGGGAGCCCCGAUUUUUUGUAGGGCUGUGGAUGAAGGAUUCGUUUCGCAUGUUCGCCCCACUAGCAGCAGCAGCCUGGCCUCUCGUCAGUCCCGGUGAGGCGUGGGCGUUGAGCGGGGCAAAACUGACUUCCUCCUGGCAGCAGCAACAGCAGCAGCAACAACAAAAUCAAGCGUACGGCGGUUCGUCUGCGUCAUCGGCAGCUAUUCCGGGCAGCCAGCGUGAGCCAACAACAUUGUCCAGCAGGACGGACGCCGCCGUGGAUCACAACAUGGCCGGCGAGUUACCUCUCUCGCCCGAAGACCUAUCCAGUGAUGAUGAAAAAGAUUUGGCGUCGGCCGAUGCCGAGGGCGUCUGGAGUCCCGAUAUUGAGCAGAGCUUCCAGGAAGCUUUGGCCAUUUAUCCGCCAUGCGGCCGGCGGAAAAUCAUCCUCUCUGACGAAGGGAAGAUGUACGGACGUAAUGAGUUAAUUGCGCGCUACAUCAAGUUACGGACGGGCAAGACGCGGACGAGAAAACAAGUCAGUUCGCACAUCCAAGUCUUGGCCAGAAGGAAAUUGCGCGAAAUUCAAUCGAAAAUCAAGAAUGCCUCCAAAGAUGAAGUCCUCCGUCUCUACGGUUCUGUGGCCCAGGAUCAAGCUACCAAGGAGAAAGCCUUGCAGAGCAUGUCCAGUAUGUCUAGUGCCCAAAUCGUGUCGGCCAGCGCACUGCACAACAACAAGACAGGUCUUUCGGGACUAGGACUACCCGCCCCGGUCUCUUACCCGCCACCGUUUUGGCAGCCUGGUCUUCAACCCGGACCUUCUCAAGAUGUCAAGCCGUUCGCACAAUCACACUACGCAGUUGGCGCCAGCCCGUCUACCAACAAUAAAUCGGGGAACGGCACGUCGAAUGGUGGAACAGGCUCCGCCGGGAGCGGCGGCGAGAUGGCCCUUUUGGCGCCGUCCGCCACACCCAACAACAACGCACCUUCGUCUUCUUCGUCGGCGUCGGCGACAACAGUGGCCACGGCGGCCGGUCUCACCCCUCCUGCUCCGCCUCCGCCAUGGGAAGGACGGGCCAUCGCCACCCACAAGUUGCGGCUGGUCGAAUUCUCGGCCUUCCUCGAGCAGCAACGCGAUCCCGAUACGUAUCACAAACAUUUGUUUGUUCAAAUCGGGGGCGCCACCAGUUACUCCGAUCCCAUGUUGGAGGCGGUCGACAUCCGACAAAUCUACGACAAGUUUCCCGAGAAGAAAGGCGGACUCAAGGAACUUUUUGAUAAAGGUCCUCAGAACGCUUUCUUCUUGGUGAAAUUCUGGGCUGAUUUGAGCACCAACAUCAACGAGGAUGCAGGGGCCUUUUACGCCGUCACUUCCCAGUAUGAAAGCAACGAGAACAUGACAAUCACGUGUUCUACCAAAGUGUGCUCGUUCGGCAAACAAGUCGUGGAGAAGGUGGAAACGGAGUACGCCCGCUUCGAGAACGGCCGCUUCGUCUACCGCAUCCACCGGUCGCCCAUGUGCGAGUACAUGAUCAACUUUAUCCACAAGCUCAAGCACUUGCCCGAAAAGUACAUGAUGAACAGCGUUCUCGAGAACUUUACCAUCUUGCAGGUGGUGACGAAUCGGGACACGCAAGAGACGCUUCAGUGCGUGGCCUACGUCUUUGAAGUGUCCACGUCGGAGCACGGAGCCCAACACCAUAUCUACCGGUUGGUGAAAGACUGACCACAUCUCUCCUGUUUUUGCACGAGAGGAGAGACAGAGAGGUCGUUUAUAUCUUUCUGUUUUUGUUUUUGCACUCGUAAUCGACGAAGGAGAUCGUGAAGAAGUUGUCAGAAAAGAAAUGAUUAUAUACAUUGCGAUGUGUGUGUGUGAUACGCGAUGGCAGCAAAGAUGGAAGAGCAGCGAGACAACACUCCCCCCCCAAGGCAUCUCUCUUUUUUCUUCAUUUAUAUAUUAUAAAUAUUUUGUUGUUGUUGUUGUUUCUUUUUCCCUGCGUACCGUUGCAGCUAUAGCAUCAAGUUUUUUUUUUCUUCUUCUUGAGAAAAAACUAAACAAAACAAACAGGUUUAAAAAAAAAAAAAUUUAGAUUUGUGGGAGGAGGGGGAGGGUCCGUUUUGUUUUGUGUGGGUAGGUAGACCCGUGUCCAGUACCAAGGCGAUAUCAAAUCUCUUGUUUUUUUGUGUGUGUGUGUGUGUGUGUGUGUGUGUACAUAUACACACACAAACAUACGCCCUUAUUUUUUUGUCUCUUUCUCUUUUUUUUUUCGUUUAUCGUGUUUUAUUUUCUUGUGUGUUGCGGAUUCGUUUUUUUUUUCCUCGAUUCAAUCCCUCCUCCCCCCCCCUCCCAAGCUCCAAUGCUACGCAAAUUGCGUGAAACAUUUUUUUUUUUGAAUUCAACAAAUUUUUUUUUUACGGCAGAGAAAAAGACAUUAGAAUUCAUUUUUAAUAUUUUGGAAGAAGGGGGUAAACGAAAACCCAAUCAGUGGCGGCUUUUUCUCUGUGAACGUGAUUUUUAUCCUUUCGCGAAUUUUUUUUUUUUUCAUUUGGCGGGAGGUUUAAAACGCAUCGGAAACUGUUGUUUUUGUUUAUUUUGUUUCUUAUUGUUUUUUUUAUGUUAAAUAUUUUUUUUGGAGGGGGGGGAAUGAUCGACAAUACCAGAUCUCACUUAGCUGACGUUAAACAAAACAAGAAAAAAAAAAUUGAAUAACAUGUAAUAUGAAACGUUUUGCAUGUGUGGCGUGUGCCUCUUCGUCUUCUCCCCUCUUCUUCUUCUUAUUUUUUUUUAUAUCAUAUUUUUAAUAGACAUAUUAUCAAUGGGAGGUGGGGGAACCCGUCCUCUUUCCUUCACGAGAUUGCGUGCGUCUGCCAUUUAGAAAUAAUUCGUGAGCGAGAGUGUGUGUGUGUGUGUGUUUUGUUUCAUCUUGAUUUCCCGUGCCAAGAGACUCUUUCCUUUUUCCAACAUCCGCCUCUUCCGCAAAUCGUCACUUUUACCUUUUGCAUAAAGCCAUUUGAAAUCUUUUUUUUUUUUUUUUUUU